This is a messenger RNA of Onychostruthus taczanowskii (white-rumped snowfinch), 7613 nucleotides long. RefSeq names its product leucine rich repeat containing 8 VRAC subunit C (gene LRRC8C). Bases 1375 to 3783 code for a protein of 802 amino acids. Gene Ontology annotation, molecular function: protein binding. NCBI's taxonomy places the organism in Eukaryota, Metazoa, Chordata, Aves, Passeriformes, Passeridae. The transcript has 3 exons. The record is from RefSeq and is a predicted model, not a curated record.
GCCAGGAGUUAAGAGUAAUGGAAAGAAACCAAUAAAAUGAACACAGCAGUCACCAUAACUAUUUCUUCAGCUCAGAAAAAGAAACCCAGUGCUUUUGGCAGUGUGGAAAUCUUGCUAAUUUGUCCUGUUUUAUUUCUUAUCCAUAUCCCACAAAGAAUGGGGGGAACACUUAAAAUUAUGUAAUGGCGCAAUAAUGCUGAAAUAUUUUAGGCUGGCAGCUUUGAAGGACUGUGAGGGAGCUGUGCUGACAUCCUCUUCCAGCUGCUGUCAGACUCAGACCCUGAUUUCUUGAGGUGCCUUAGAAAGCCUUGAGGUUUCAGCUGAGAAAAGCAGCUCUGCACAACCAAGCACUUAAGCAAACACUUCAGGCAAAUGAUGAACUGAACUCCCACAGCUAUAAAUCACAUCCAUGAUUCCCAAAUGAGGAACCUGAGUCUGCCCUCAGCAGUCCCUGUAGCAGACGGUCACAAAGUACACGAAGUCAGAAUUCUCCACAGCUAUCCCUGGCAGACCUUUGGUUCACAUCCUAAUGUAGUUAAUAUUUUUGCAGCAAAACAGCUGUGAGGCAUCAUGUUGUGUUUGUUUUCAUUAACUCCUCCCCAGUGGGCUUAUAUAUUUGUAUUUCCUUGUUUACAUAUUUGUAGUGUCCCUAGGGGGAUACACACACUACCCCUAAGGUUAGGGGCAAGUUAUUGGAGGGCAAGUACUUCCCUCUGAUGCACAAUUUGUCCUGCCUCUUUGCUCUGCCAGAGACGUAAAUCUUUCUGGAAAUGUUAGAGCAAAGUCCCUUUAAACAUGUGGUUUCUUUCAGCAGCAGUUUUCAGACUGUGCUUUUUGAAUUGCUGGGCCAGAAGUUUGUGUUUCCAAUUGUCACUCUCUGAGACACUUUUCCAUUGUUAAUGCAGUCCCAGGCGCUUUACAGCCUGCUCUCUUUAUAGUCGUUCCACGGCCCUGCGUGCUGAGGUCCAGAUCUUUCCAUCACAAUUUGUGCUGUCAUUCUCCCGACGCGGCGCGAAGCCGCCGCCCGCGAGGGGACGGGGACUCGCGGCUCCCGCCGCUGCUUCCCACGGCACCGACCGCGCUCCGUGCGGGCCGUGCAGCAGCCCCAGCCCCAGCCCGGCCCGUCCGUGCCGCGGCUGCUCCUGCAGCCCCCGCCUCGCCGCUCCUCCGGCCGGGGAUGCCGCGGGCUCGCCCGGAGGUCGCGGCUCCCGGGUACCGUUACCGGCGGCUCCGCGGCAGCGGGCGGAGCGCGGCCUCCCGGCCCGGCCCUGCCCGCCGCACUGAGCCCCGCACCGCGCCGCGGGAUGUUCGCGGUGCCGCCCGGCCGCUGCCGCCCGUGACCCCGAGCCGCACGCCCGGCCGAGCACCAGGAGGAUGAUUCCUGUGACCGAGUUCCGGCAGUUCUCGGAGCAGCAGCCGGCGUUCCGGGUGCUGAAGCCCUGGUGGGAUGUGUUCACGGACUAUCUCUCGGUGGCCAUGCUGAUGAUCGGAGUGUUCGGCUGCACCUUACAGGUCAUGCAAGACAAGAUAAUAUGCCUUCCAAAGCGUGUCCAGCCUUGCCAGAACCAAUCUAAUAGUUCAAAUGUGUUUAACACAAUACCAGAUACCACCCCCCUUCCACCACUGAAGCCAUCCACCCCUCCAGCUACAGUUGAAAUGAAAGGACUCAAGACUGACUUGGACCUUCAGCAGUACAGCUUUAUAAAUCAGGUGUGCUAUGAACGGGCUCUGCACUGGUAUGCCAAGUACUUCCCUUACCUUGUCCUUAUACACACACUGGUCUUCAUGCUGUGUAGCAACUUUUGGUUCAAAUUCCCUGGAUCAAGCUCCAAAAUUGAACACUUCAUUUCAAUACUUGGGAAAUGUUUUGAUUCUCCCUGGACAACAAGAGCUUUAUCUGAAGUGUCAGGGGAAGACUCUGAAGAGAAGGAUAAUAGGAAGAACAACAUCAACAAGUCUAAUACUACUCAGCCAAGCACUGAAGGCACUUUGGUGAAGACACAGUCUUUAAAAUCAAUCCCUGAGAAGUUAGUUGUGGAUAAGGGAACACCUGGGGCAUUAGAUAAAAAAGAAGGUGAACAGGCCAAAGCACUGUUUGAAAAGGUGAAGAAAUUUAGACUGCAUGUUGAGGAGGGUGAUAUACUCUAUGUCAUGUACGUUCGCCAGACUGUACUUAAGGUAAUUAAGUUCCUUAUUAUUAUUGCUUACAACACAGCACUUGUCUCAGAAGUUAAUUUUACAGUAGUCUGUAACGUUGAUAUUGAAGACAUGACAGGAUACAAGAACUUUUGCUGUAAUCACACCAUGGCACAUCUGUUCUCUAAACUCUCUUACUGCUACCUGUGCUUUGUCAGCAUCUAUGGCCUGACAUGCCUUUACACACUGUACUGGCUGUUCUACCGUUCACUGAAAGAAUAUUCCUUUGAGUAUGUUCGGCAGGAGACGGGAAUCGAUGACAUCCCAGAUGUCAAGAAUGACUUUGCUUUUAUGCUUCAUAUGAUCGAUCAGUACGAUCCUCUCUACUCCAAGCGCUUUGCUGUCUUCCUGUCUGAAGUCAGUGAAAAUAAGCUGAAACAGCUGAACCUGAACAACGAGUGGACUGCAGACAAACUGCGACAGAGGCUGCAGACAAACUCCCACAGCCAUUUGGAGCUACAGCUUUUCAUGCUUUCUGGACUACCAGACACAGUGUUUGAAAUUACUGAGCUGCAGUCUUUAAAACUUGAAAUAAUUAAUAAUGUAAUGAUACCAGCAACCAUUGCACAGUUGGACAAUCUCCAGGAGCUCUCAUUGCACCAGUGCUCUGUGAAGAUCCACAGUGCCGCCUUGGCUUUUCUGAAGGAGAAUCUCAAGAUCUUGAGCGUCAAGUUUGAUGACAUCAGAGAGCUUCCACAUUGGAUGUAUGGCCUCAGAAAUUUGGAAGAGCUCUAUUUAAUUGGUUCCCUAAGUCAUGAUAUUUCUAAAAACAUUACACUGGAGUCUUUUCGGGAGCUAAAAAGCCUAAAAGUUCUUCACAUAAAAAGUAAUUUGUCCAAAAUCCCACAAUCUGCAGUUGAUGUUUCGAGUCACCUGCAGAAAUUGUGUAUCCAUAAUGAUGGCACUAAGUUAGUGAUGCUCAACAACCUGAAGAAAAUGGUCAACUUGACACAGCUGGAAUUGGUUCAUUGUGAUUUAGAGCGCAUACCUCAUGCAGUCUUCAGCCUUCUCAGUCUUCAGGAAUUGGAUCUAAAGGAAAACAACCUCAAAUCCAUUGAAGAAAUCGUAAGUUUUCAACAUCUGCGAAAGCUGACAAUUCUCAAGCUGUGGUACAACAGUAUAACCUACAUCCCAGAGCAUAUAAAGAAGCUCACGAGUCUAGAGCGGCUUUCCUUCAGCCAUAACAAAAUAGAGGUUCUUCCGUCCCACCUAUUCCUAUGCAACAAAAUCAGAUACUUGGAUUUGUCUUACAAUGACAUUCGCUUUAUCCCACCUGAAAUAGGAGUUCUUCAGAGUUUACAGUACUUUUCCAUUACUUGCAACAAAGUGGAGAGUGUACCAGAUGAACUGUACUUUUGCAAAAAACUUAAGACUCUGAAAAUUGGGAAAAAUAACUUGUCAGUCCUUUCACCUAAAAUUGGUAAUUUGACAUUGCUCUCCUACUUGGAUAUUAAAGGCAAUCACUUUGAAAUCCUUCCACCUGAGCUCGGUGAGUGUAGAGCUCUGAAGAGGACUGGUUUCACUGUAGAGGACAACUUGUUUGAAACUUUGCCUUCUGAUGUCAGGGAGCAAAUGAAAGCUGAAUAACCUCUUGCUCAGUUUUACAGAAAUAACACUUCUACCAAAAACGUCUAGAGAAUGCAUACUCUGAAUAUGCAUUUAAUUUGUCGUUAUUUUUUUCUUUUUCAAAUCCUUUCUGUACAAACAAAUUUGGAGUAAGGAGUACAUAUAUUUUUAAAUAAAAUUUUCUCAUAUUUUUUCACUGUUUUAAGAUAUUUUUAGUUUGUUUUGUCCUGAGAAGAAGGGCAUCUGUAACUUAAUUUUUACUGGUAAAAGUAAAUGAUUUUGUCUGCUGGUUUUUCUUUCCAUUUCCUAAUCCCACCAGGGAAACUGUGUUUAAGAUGUAUGCUUUGGGUUGCAUAGUUUGUAAUAGAUAAUUAUAUUGUCUUCCCAGUUAUUGUUAAUCCCUUGGGACAUGGUCUUCAACAGGUGGUGCUGCAGGUGUUGAAUGCCUUUGUUUCCUCUUUUCUUCAGUGGCAGUAGAAGGUGUUCAACAUCUAACAAGAUCAAAUCUAGGCUGACAAUCUCUUUUUACUUACAACAGGGUUUUCUCAGAUGGUCUAAGCAAGUAGAAAAGGUUCUUUAUGUAUUUUAACAGGUGAGAGGGAGCAUGCAGAACUCCUUCAGGGCCUGUUGGCCAUUCAGUCUGGCUGCCCGUUCACACAGUGCACUGAGCAGGAGGCACUCACUGUGAUUUCCUCUCUGCUGCAGGAAGAGUAAGGUCACAGUUCACAGUGGAAUCAGGACCAAAGUGACUCAUAUUAAAGGUUUUCCUAACAGUGCAAGGGGAUGUGGCUGCCCAUUUCCUCCUGACUUGAGUGGAAGGGGUGCAGUGAACUCACUGUAUUGGAAAUGUCAACUCAGCAAGAUGAAAUGCUAUCUUGAAAAACCCCAUUCUCCCUUAAACACCAGUGCUGCAAGAGAGAAAGUGCCCUCUGCCCCCUCAGCCCACUUCCCACCGAAUUGCUUUGCACCUUCUAGGAAUGGGAUCCAGAAAAAGUGCAAUCAUACUUAGUUUGUAAAGCUUCUGAUGAGUAAAUAGCCUCUAAUAUGCUCCUUGAUUUAGCCUGGGUAGCAUAAAACCAAGCUCAGCACAGGAACAUUUGCAGAUUUGCAAAAAUGAGAUCAAAUUAAUACAUUAAUUUCUCACAAGUCUCAUCAUCAAGGACAGAGAUGAAGGCUAUGUUUUCAUCUCCCAGAGGGUAAUUAAAUUGUAAAUCCUACGGUUGGAAUUUUGCUUUUUACAGUAAUGUAAUCUCCAAUGAUUGUGCAUCAGGUUGGGAACUUUAUCCUCUGAAGCCAUGUUCAGCUGUUUAUUUAAUCCAGCCAUUUGAUUUCUUUCAGUCAGGUUUUAAAGGGAUGUGCUGCUCACAAGCUAAUUUAAGCUAAUCAAAAGUAGUAAAAUAUUUUGCUGGGAGGAGAUCUCUUCAUUGUAUCCAACAACACAUAUUUGAGUCAGAUGCAGGCACUUGAUAAAUGUUUCACAAGAAAUCUAGGAAUAAGUCCUUAUUUCUCUAGAAGGCAAUGAUGUUCAUAAAUUGCAGAGGUUGAAUUGCUGUUUGUUCAAAUUUAUGUAAAAUAUUUGACAGUUGUCAGAUUGGUUGCUCUUACAUGUUUUCUAACUGCCAUUGUGUGUCUUGAGCUACAGUUACUCUGAGUUCUUGAGCUUGGUACAAAAGCAUGCAGUUGGUUUAAGAGAUAACUUACAGAGGUGGGGAGACAAACUGCAGUGAGAACUUCCUCAUUAAUCCAGGGUGUGCUGUGCAGUUUGGUGUGUGAGCUUGCCACAGUACCAGGUCAGACUUAUUUUUUAUGCUUGGCUGUGUUCUGGAGAGGAUCCAGAUUAAUCAAAACUGGGUCAGGCAUGAAGGAAUCAAAUCAAGCUUUUUUUAAGGGGUUUGAUUUAGUUCUAUAUAAGACCUGUAUUUGAUGUAGCUAUCAUAAGACCUACCCUUAACUUUUGUGUGGAAUGCACUUACUGGAACAGCUUGGCAGUAUAUAUAUUCUAAAUGUAUUUCACUUUGAUGUUAUGUGAGGAAGAGAAACAUUUCAUUGGUCAUAUUAACCUAAUUAUGUAAACCAAAGUGCUGUUGUCCCUGAUGAAUGUAAACUGUUUGAAAUGUCCAGGUAACUGGUGGAGCUGUAUAAUUCUCUUACUUAGAUUUUAAAUAUGGGAUUACAUUUGAAGUUUUUUUUUUUAAAGUCUUUAUAUUCCUAGAUGUAGCAUUUUAAACCCCUAAUUUAUUUUGUGUGUAAUACUGUUUCAUGUGUAGUUUGUGGUCUUGUUUCUGAAUGGAAGUUGUGCACACCUCAUAACUGAAGGUUGGAGACGUGUUCUAUGCCAUUUUUGUAAAUACAUCACUUAGGGGAUGUGGGGGUUUGUUUGUAACUGAUGAUAUUUAUACCAGUGCAACCCCUCAUGUGGACACAGUUACAUGAGUAUAAAGUGCCUUGUGCUGGCAUAUCUUUAUUCACUUUGCUAGGAAUAAACUAUACCAGUCUAAGCACUUUCACACUAAUAACUGUAUCUUCUCCAAGGAUUUGGUGAGCUGAGGCAGCAUCCUCAGUCUGACAGCUCACUGUCACCAAAAAGGGGCAGCUUCCUCCUCCUCCCAUGCUCCCUAUUCCUGCCAACACGUUCCAGCUGCUUCUCAUGUACCUUUACAGGUCUGGUGCUGGUCUGGUUGCUCUACAGGAUAAAUCAACCUUUUAAGCCAGCAGAAAACUAUGCCAGUCUAAAAGGACUAAUUUUCUGCUGGAUCAGCUCUAAAGGAUUGGAUGGACACUAGGAUGGGAGUAACAAGGGGACAGGACUCUGCAGCUAGGAUCUGUACAAGAAGAAGGCAGUGCAAGUCCCUUUGGAGAUGCUAGGUCAGUUCAUCAUCUUGCCAAGCCACGUGCUUGGAGAACUGUGCUGUUUUAUGUAUAGCAGGGUUGGGCAGCUUGGUGUUUGUGAGUAGACAACCCUCAGGCUCACAGUGGAUGAUAUAAUACCACAUUACUGUUAAUUUCAUAAUGAAACAAACUCAGGUAGCUGCACUGUUGACUUUUCUAAACCUCUUACUGUCUAUUCUGGGGUGUAUUUUCCAAACCCAUAUUACAGUAGCUUAGGAAUGAGUCAGCUGAUGGAAGAUUGUUUCCUAAUUCUCUAUAACAUCCAGGAAAAUAUGUAAAAGUGCCAUAUUUACUCAGUGAAUCAUGUACUGCUCAUAUGUAUAUUCACAUGUGAUUCAUACUAGACUUUUCUGUGACCAAUAGUAUUUGACUUAAAGUGGAUGGACAUUUUGUGGACAAUACUUUAGCACGCUUUGUAUAUAUACAAAGAGUUUCUAUAACUACUUAUAUUAAUCAGGUGCCUAACAAGUACGACAGUUCCAGAAUUUAAGCAAGGCAUUUUUUCAUUAUUGCUGAAAAAUAAUAAAAAUCUUCCUUGGUAACAGAAUUAGAGAUGACAAAGAUUGCAUCAGAAGUAAGAAGACAACCUUCAUAGCACAUUAAGCCUGACAAGCAAAUCUUUGUGAUCAAAAUCUGGAGAUGUUCAUCUCCCCCUUUGUCAAAAUUAGGAUGGAUAUUUGUGCUGACCUCGUGCAUCCAGCCAGACCAACAACUUUUGCAAAUUCUGAUUGGAAAACGCCUGCUCCAAGUCUUAUAUCACUUUUCUGGCACGUCAGUAAUUCAUGUGCUUAAGUGGUGACAAGUCCUGCAGGAAUGCCAAGAAAAAACUUUGAAAUUUGACCAAAUGGACAAACUUAAUUCUGUAGCAAGAAUUGUAAUAUCAUAAUAGACCUGCAUAGUGUUACAUUGCAAUAUAGUACACCCAGAAAAAACAGAAAUAAAAUGCUCUUUUGUAAUAAUGA